This is a messenger RNA of Aspergillus lentulus, 1890 nucleotides long. RefSeq names its product ankyrin repeat and BTB/POZ domain protein. The record is from RefSeq and is a predicted model, not a curated record. Gene Ontology annotation, molecular function: protein binding. Gene Ontology annotation, cellular component: ubiquitin ligase complex; cytoplasm. NCBI's taxonomy places the organism in Eukaryota, Fungi, Ascomycota, Eurotiomycetes, Eurotiales, Aspergillaceae.
AUGAUGACAGAGAGGACUGUACUACGCAAAGAUCAACUUGAAAUCAGUCUCCACAAUGAGAAGAAGCUGAUCCAGGAGGGGACAAUCAAGGAUGACAACCCUCUUGAUCUGAGCGAGCCGUUUCGGGAACUUUGCGAAGCGUGUCGCAAGGGGGACCUGAAAGUCUGCCAGGAAAAGAUCACGGAAGGAGUUAAUGUUAAUGCUCGGGAUCCGUACGACUAUACUCCCCUGAUCCUAGCAAGUCUCUGUGGUCAUUACGAGGUUGCUCAGCUCCUUCUGGAGUCCGGUGCACUGUGUGAACGUGACACUUUCCAAGGAGAAAGAUGCCUAUAUAACGCUUUGAACGAUCGUAUACGGAAUUUACUGCUUGAAUAUGAUUAUUCAAAAUCUACCGAUCCCCUUCAGCCCCUUGCCGCCCAUGUAUCGUCGCUACUCACUCGAGAUCAACCUGGGACGUCUGAUAUUGUGGUGACAGCCGGUGAUGAGUCUCUGUAUUUGCAUAAGUUUAUACUUGCUGCACGUUCUCCAUACUUUCGGGGGAAAUUGGUAGCUGAUCCCAAAUCUACGACAUGGAAACUGCCGGGCACGAUCCCGCCGCAAGCAUUCGGGACGGCAAUCAAGUACCUUUACUUUGGAGAGGCUCCUCGCGACUUGAGAAGCGGGCCGGGGACGGGCUUUACAGAGUCAGAGGUCUUCGCAGGGAUCGACAGGAUCGCCAAGCACUUGGAGAUUCCGAGUCUGCUGGAUAGUAUCCUUGACAGCGGAGAUAGGAGGUUAGCCAGGCAGCGGAGGUCAAUGGAGCUUUCAAGAGGUCGAGAUCAGCUCGAAGAAUGGUUCCGGAAGAAUGUCCUUGGAAGUAAAAUAGAGGUCGAUUCCUCUAAGGUGGAUGAAAUCAGAUGGGACCGUCACAAUUGGAUCUUCGCUGAUGUUGUGCUUCGAGCCGACGAGCUCCCUGAAGACGAGGACGACAUUGGCGAUGGCUGCCAUUUGAAUGGCAAACAGCAAGACAGGAAAUCAGUUUUGUUCCCCUGCCACCGGGCCAUGCUACUUCGGUCCGAGUUCUUUCAAGCUAUGUUCUCGUCUACAUUCCGAGAGGCGCACUUGAAGGAGCAUCUGAACGUCAUACCUGUGGACUGUUCUCCUGAAGUUCUGGAGAUUGUGCUCACGUUUCUGUAUACGGAAAGGGCGGAUUUCCCGCUUGAUAUCGCUGUCGACGUUCUUUUCGCCGCUGAUAUGCUGUUCAUCGAGAAAUUAAAAACAAAGGCGGCGGUCGUUAUCAGCACACUCGGCAGCGGUGACAUGUCGCAGGCAGAAGCUGCAAGGACUCGGGGUACCAAGGAAGAAGAUGAGAUUGAUAUCUACGCCAUCAUCCGCGCUGCUUGGUUGACUCGAGUCCAGCGACUGGAGGAGUUCGCUGCACGUUAUCUUGCGUACAGAUUGGAAGCUCAUAUUGACUCACCUGAAUUCGCCGAAUUGAUUCAAGAGUCAGCAGCUCGUAUCAAGGCAAGACAAGAGACCGACUCCAUUGAGCUGUUAGACGACAUCCGGUUCUACUUGGGCGAGCGCUUCCGACUCAGAUUCGAUGAUGCUGGCCUGGAAGAGAUGAUGGAGGAGGAACAACGACAACAGCUGGCGGAUGCUAGUGGCGUCGACAAAGACUUGGUAGAGAUUACCGACAAAGUGGACGCAAUGGGCAUUCAGAGUCAGACUCUGCCCAUCGGCGCAGAAGCAGAGGUCGCGCCUGGUGAAAGGACUAGAGAACAGGGCCCCGUCAUCCGGACUCUGGAUGGAGAAAUCGCUGGCGAUGAAUUCAGCAAGGAUGCGAUCAACUAUCAGAUUCUCAUGGAAAAAUUGGAUCGCCUCUUGGAAGAGCUGAACUUGGAAGCUUGA